AUGACAAGCAGAUUGGACCGCCUUUUCUCCCUUUUGGAAAACUGUCCGAACAGUUCGCUGCGAUAUGCUGCCGCUGAACAGCUUGGUGAACUGGUUCACUCAUUUCCGUCGAAUGCUGAGCACAUUUUGACCCGACUUGUCCCGUUGCUCCGCAGUCGCAGUUGGGUUUCCAGGCUAGCAGCGUCAGAUGUCAUCCGUUCGGUGGUUCGACAUUUACCUGAAUGGAAUCCGAUUGUUUCAGAAGCGAAGGAGGAACCCGAGGAUGCCAAAGCGGCCUUUUCCGAAGAUGGAUUCCUCAGCCUGAAGGACCUUCGUCUUGACCAUGUGCUCGCUCAAGGUGCUCGACUUUAUAGCAUGGACGCCCGUGAUUUGGAUGAGCCCAUGGCAAAGGCCAAGCUGCCUCAAGCAGAUUCUUCCAUUGCGGACAGUGGAUUUACCAACUCUUCUGGGGACGAAUUCAGGGAGAAUGAACCUCCAUUGUCGCCUCUCUUAGUGCAACGUCGGGAAUUAAACAAUCGCCUUGGCUUGGAUGAGUCAGAUGUUUUGUCUACUGUCCUUGCAACACACUCGGAUGUUUCAGUCAAUGACUGGAUUACUCCCGAUGAUUUAAAGGCUAUCCAACAAACCACAAUCGCUCAGCAAGAUAUUGCCGCUUGCAUCAGAUCUACGUAUUUUUCGAAUACAGAACGUGGUUCCAAAAGGUCUUCCUCGGGAUCCAGUUAUCCUGCAGAUUCCGUUGGACCUCAUCGAAAGCAUCACCGACCUGAGCCUCCUGAUGAGAACCGAUAUCCGACCGAAAACGCACGUGCUGCUUUAACAACUGCCCCGGGUUCUUCUGAUACUUCUCAGUCUGACAAGAGCUGGGUGUUGGACAAUUUUUGUACGCUCCUACUAGGGGAUUUGUGGGCAUUGCGUUGGGAGACACGCCACGGAGCAGCAACCGGACUGCGAGAGUUGUUGGCCGAAAGUUGCCAUACGAAACAUUGUGGAAAGCGUUCCGGCAUGACUCAUAAUCAGAUGAUGACCAGCCAUGUAUUGUAUUUGGAGGACAUUGUCGUUCGUGUCUUGUGCACCUUGGCUUUGGAUCAAUUAUCCGAUUUCAUUUCAGAUGAGGUAGUUGCUCCUGUUAGAGAGACUGCUGCCCAACUUCUUGGCGUGCUAAGUCUUCACCUCUCUGCUGAACAAGUUCUGUUGGUCUCCAAACAUCUCACCUACUUGAUUUCCCUCGAUGCACGGCACUUCGUGGAACAGUCCCUUUCCAAUCCCCAUGCGGUAGUGGCACCCUGGAAGAACUCGUGGAUGAUUGUCCACGGUGGUCUUCUGGGAAUCAAAUAUCUGCUUGCAUCGCGAAAAGACCUGCACUCCAUGCUUCUACCCCAUGUCACUCCCUGUCUUGUGGCUCAACUUGUGGGGCAGCCUGCUAGAACAGCGAACUUUUUUGCAGACGGCACAUCUCUGUCAGAAAACUGCGGUGCUGAUGAAGACAUAAGGUCCGCAGCUGCCUCCGCGUUGUUGCCUGUUGUGGACGCGGCUUGGUUGACCAGUAUAGGCACAGAGCAUGCUCGAGUUCUGAUCGACCGCAUUUGGGUCAUGUUACGGGAUAUUACGAGCGAUUUAUCGCCCUCCAUUGGUCCACUAUUGCAAUUGGCAUCUGCGCUAACCAGAGCUGGUUUCGCUCAGCCGGUUACCAGCAGCCCCCAGACCGAGCAUUCACCUUACCUCACAUGGAGCGUCGAAGAGUUCUCCGCUCAGCUACUCAUUGCCUCCCGCUUGUUGCAUCACACUUCACUGGGUAUUCGACAGCGUGCAUUGGCCACUUUGCAGUGCCUUUACAACACAUGGACUCUGCAAUCAAAAAGUUUACCGCCGGCGCCACUACAACUUCUUAUCGAUCAAUUGUUUCAUCGUGUCCUUUUGGAGUCCAACUCAUCCUUGCGCUCGGAGGCCACCAAGUACUGCAUUCAAAUCGUCCAGUCUGUUCCGCUGUCUGUUUUGGCCCAAGCCACCGUGGAACGCUUAGACUUUUGGCUAUGUCAGUCCAUGCAACCGAUGGAUGUACCCUUCCCACCACAUCUGUUUUCUGCCACCUUGCCUGCAUCUGUUCUUCACCAAACCCAUCCAAAUACUGUCCAUAGCACGAGUGAUCUCCCGUCGAAGAACCUAUCAAACUCCCAGGAUGCCAUAAUCUCCACCAAUCCACCAGCCGCAGCGGAUUCGAAUGUUGCACACUGCAUCGGAGGCUUGUCUUACUCGAGCGACCAGCCCACACAUGACGAGAUUUACGUCUGGCAGACUAGGAUCUGUGCGAUUCGCAUUUUAGCUAGAUUGUUUGCUCGUUUGUGUUGCUAUUACCCGGAGGGACACAAACCCGUGCAACCAGAAUUCAUGUCCCAGCCCUCUGAGUCCGGACCAGCGUCUGAUCCACCACAGCCGAGUGUUUUAUGCUACUUUUUGAACCAUCUUCUCUACCGGCUUCAUCUGCACGAGCGCUUGGCUAUGCAGCGAUCAAUCGGUGGCCUCAUUAUUGCCGCUUGGGCUAUACUACCAUGCCAGCAUGAAUUCACUCCUUUACAAAACGCUCCACCGGAAACAUGGGCUCAGCGGAUAGCUAAGCCGAGUGCGAAUAAGCAGUUGGAAACCGAGUGCUUAAUUGACGCGGAACUGGCUGUUUUGUGUCCCUCGCUUAAAGCGAAACUGGAGGCAUGUCUCACUGAGGUCGUAUACUACGAGGAGAUCCUCGGGCCAUUCAAACUAAUGCAAGAGGAAUGCCGACGCCUUGUCCGUUCGCUGUCCGCUGCCGGUUAUCCAUCUGAGCCAAUCUUUGAGUUCACCGGCGUCCGGACCAUCGCCCAAUGCUCCAAUCUGCUGACUCGCGCGGCGCAAUUGAUCAAUUCACCGUCGUCGCCUUCCUCAUCGCAGUCUUUUGGAAUUGCUUCUGAUCAGUUAGACAUGCUCCAUAUCGCACUAGACCGAACUCGCGCUACUGUGAAUCGAUGCUUGGAUUUGCAACUUCAGUGGGGAUCGUGGGUGGAGUUCUGCAUCGCCAGUGCAUUUGUAAACCUCGACUGGUUUCUUCAAGGUCGGUUGAGUCUUCUCAUCCGACCGCUUAUGGACACUAUCCGUUGUAUUCAACCCAUCUCGGCAUCCGUCACCGAUGCACCCGCGAUCACCAGAUUCAAUUCCUCUGGAGACCCACUAUCUACCUUAACUCCUCCGAGUAGCGUCCCACAGUUUCAGGCGAUGGCUUCCGCUUGCCUUGCCCACCUUUUGCAUUAUGAAUGGCGCAUCCACAGACAACAGCGUCUGGCCAGUGGUGCAACCGAUGCGGAUAUUGUGAACCCGUCACGCGCAGCGGCGAAAGUGGUGAAAAAUUUGAUGACAUCCCUGUUUGACUCUUUUACAGAGCUUUUCCCAAGCACCACCACUACUACCACCACAGAGUCUGCGGCGGUCCCUUUCAAUUCAGUUGACACCGAUUCUGCCGUUCCAGACAGCCUCCUACCAUAUCCGGAUGAAUUCAAGGAUUUGAAUGCCGAUGUCUUGCGUACUCUACCAGGCUCCGAGCAACGAGUGGAACGCUUUUGGUUCGAGUCUCAGCGUCGCGGAAGCGCCUUGGCACUCGCUCACUUGUGCCAUACUUUUCUGCGGUCACCUGAUUUGGCGAAAUCGGACGAGUCAACUGGCUGCUGCAUUGGAACUCUUCAACGUGGCCUUCCUUCUUUAUGGGAUGCUUUAUGGACCGACCCAUUACGCCGACUUAUAUGUGCGGCUCAACCGAAUCAGACGUUGCCACUAGCAGACACCACGGCUAGUUUACAUGAGAUUUUGAAAGGUAACGUUCUGGAACUCUUACAGAAACGUUUGUCCAAAGCGGAUGAAGACGCACUUUGUUCCAGCUUCCUGGCGUUGAUUUCCUGUGUUCCGGCAUUGCUACCCUUUGUUACGGAUUCCGGAGCUCUCAUCUCUAUCGACCAGAUGGUCUAUGUUGGCACAAUCGCCUCGUUAUUAUCACAACCCAGGUUACGCAUUCUGGGUUCCAGACUUCUUACCAGCCUCUCCUUCCAUUGCCCAGUCGUAUUGCCCAAUCUUCUGGUCCCACUGGUGCUCUCCCAUCUGGAACCUGAGUUAAAUCCGGUUGGGUCACGCCUUUGUACUUGCACGCACGGAGCACUGGAGACUGUGUCUGUCUUACUCGAGAGCCUUUCAUCCGGACCAACGGUUACUUCCUACUGGACCAGUACCACCAUCGACCCACUGAGUGACCCUGAAGCACAGACCAAACCUUCGCCCCUACUUGGAGACGCAGAUGACAACGCAAACGGCCUAAAUGAACUUCCAGAAUCUCUGCGGUGUUUUCUUCCCUACUUGGCUUUGUUCGUCCCACCAGUGCUGCGUCUUUUGGCUGAUUCAGAUGUCCAAAUUCGCUCAUCAGCUGGGCGUUUGUUUGCAAUUCUGCUCAGUCUCUUUCCUUUUGAAGUUUCUGCUCCAGACCCACCCGAAAUGGAUCCUGUGCUGAGCUGUGCUCGCGUGAGCAACCGUAACUUCAUCGAUGGCUUAUUGCAUCCGGAUCACAUUCAGGCGCAUUCGCUGUCCGUUCCCAUACGAGCACACCUGCGUGGAUAUCAACAGGAUGGAGUCAACUGGCUCAAUUUCCUUAAUCGGUUCGGAUUGAAUGGUAUUUUGUGCGACGAUCUUGGUUUGGGGAAAACUCUUCAAACGAUCUGCAUUCUAGCUGACAGUCAUUAUAGGCUUCGCUCUAGCCGUGAAAAGCCGGGGCGGAACAUUCCUUCAAAUUCUCCCGUUUCUUUGGUUGUCUGCCCAUCUACCCUGUGUGGCCACUGGUCCCAUGAGUUGCAACAGUUUGUGCGCUCGGAAGAUUUGUCCACUCUUGUUUAUGCUGGAACACCUACUGUUCGACAGGGUUUGCAGGCUCAGGUCCUUCAGCAUGAUCUUGUGAUCACCUCAUACGAUACCGUGCGAAACGAUGUCCAAUUCUUCCAAAGCAUCUUUUGGAACUACGUUGUACUGGACGAGGGUCACAUCAUAAAGAGCAGCAAAUCAAAGGUCGCUCGUGCCUUGAAGCAGCUACGUGCGAUGCAUCGAUUGAUUCUCACCGGCACUCCCAUUCAAAAUCGCGUAUGCGAACUUUGGUCUCUAUUCGACUUCCUAAUGCCAGAUUUCCUCGGCAGUGAAGCCAACUUUGCGGCAAAGUUUGGUCGCCCUGUCGCCGCCAGUCGGGAUCCGCGAGCGUCCAAAGCCGAACAACACGCCGGUCAUUUGGCUCUGGAAAAUCUGCAUCGUUUGGUAUUACCUUUCAUGCUGAGACGACUAAAAGAGGACGUUGUAGAUGAUCUGCCACCGAAAAUUGUUCAAGAUUAUGCAUGUGAGAUGACAGAAAUUCAAGCACAGCUGUAUGAAGCGUACACUAAGUCAUCCGAAGGUCAGCAACUUUUGUUGGCCAUCCGAACCAAACGCGAUGGAGCUCCGGAUCGGAUCACAGAACGCACGGGUUUCGGAUUUCAAGCUUUGCGCUACCUACAGGCUGUGUGCAACCAUCCGUGGAUUGCAAUGAAGCCCGGUCAUCCCUUAUUGGUCGAUGUCAAACGCGCGGUGCAAGCGGAGUUCGGUCCCAACACUCCCCUCACUUCAGUGCACUUGAGUGGCAAACUUCUCGGAUUUUGUCGCUUACUCACUGACUGCGGCUUCGGAACGCCCUUGUUGGGCACGACUACGUCCACUGGCGCUUAUUCAUGUUCGGCGAACAAACCAGACAUCGACACCAGGAACCUAAUGAGCCAGCACAGAGCCCUGAUAUUUUUCCAAACCCGUGAGAUGUUGGAGUUGACGAGUGAGGUUAUCCGGACGCACUUCCCUUGGAUCACAUUCACUCGCCUGGAUGGUUCCGUCCCCGUGAGCGAGCGACACAAUCGAGUCAUGCGAUUCAACCAGGAUCCCUCGAUUGAUCUGAUCCUUUUGACCACCACCGUCGGGGGCUUGGGACUGAACCUCACCGGUGCCGAUACAGUGAUUUUUGUGGAACACGAUUGGAACCCGUGCAAGGACUUGCAGGCGAUGGAUCGUGCUCAUCGGAUCGGCCAGCGUCGUACCGUGUCUGUUUACCGAUUGAUCACCCAAGACAGCAUUGAGGAGCAAAUCAUGAACCUGCAAGCUUUCAAGCUGCACUUGGCGAAUUCCGUGAUCACUGCAGAUAACCGAAGCCUCAUUGGCAUGGACACCGCCCACCUAUUCGACCGGUUCUCUAGCAUACCCUCCUCUUCCGAUGCGAAGCGAUCCGAGUCUUCUGAGAGCGAACCUGUUGACUCCUUCGAAAGUGCUUAUGAGGCAGAGUACAAUUUGGAAGCGUUUGUUUCCAAGCUGAAACGGUUACACUGA
Molecule: messenger RNA, 6393 nt
Organism: Dicrocoelium dendriticum
Lineage: Eukaryota; Metazoa; Platyhelminthes; Trematoda; Plagiorchiida; Dicrocoeliidae
Source: the annotation of a GenBank genome assembly